AAGGAAACUCAUAGCAACACUGAACACGGUAUGAUGUUCGUUUCCUCGGCAUCGAUAAUACUGAGCUCGCUAGUCAACUAGUCAGAGAGCGACCUAGACACACUCGAGUAGCAGUGGCCUUGGGGCUUUUUUCUUUCUUUUGUAAAUAUAGGACUGAAGAAGAAAAUAAAAAAAGGAGAGUGUGAGAGCUCCUCCUUCGGUGAGUGUAAGAGAGAGAGAGAGAGAGAGAGAGAGAGAGAGAGAAGCGCUGGCUGAUUUAGUCUCUACGUCAGAGGGACGAUGGUGGCAGGCUGGUAAAGAUGGCCGCUCUCUCCGUGGACGGGAGAUACGGACUCAAUUGCGGCCGCAAUGCCGACAGAAUCACCGUUUUGCACGUAAAGCUCACUGAGACGGCCAUACGAGCGCUAGAAAACUACCAAAACCGUAAGAAUGUACCGUCCUCACAGCCAACAAUACAUUUCCAAGGACUGCAAGGGCGCAUCAAGAUUCCAAAGUCUGACGUCUCAGAUGGAUCUCAUAUCUUCGAUUUCUACUUGUCCAAUGUCGGAAAGGACAAUCCUCAGGGAAGCUUUGAAUGCAUUGAGCAGCAUGUGUCCAGCUCCGGGGCUCCCCACUUAUCCUCUCUCGGGGCAAUCCAGGACAAAAUCACGGUGUGCGCCACAAACGACUCCUACCAGGUGACCAGAGAGCGCAUGACACAGGCCGAGGAGGACACGCGCAGGAAGGGCACCAAGGUCAUCAAACCCGGAGGGCAAUUCAGAGGUACAAAGGUGCAGAUCCGUAAGCCAGCUCCCUCAGCCCCAGACCCGGUUCCAGAGAGGAAACGGUCGACCCCCAUGAACCCAGCCAACACCAUCCGCAAGUGCCUUACCAACAACCCAGUGUCCCAGCGGCCAUACCGGGAGCGCAUCAUUCACCUGCUGGCUCUGCGCUCCUACAAGAAGCUGGAGGUCCUGGCCAGGCUGCAGAGAGACGGAGUCAGCCAAAAGGACCGCAACUCCCUGGGGAGCACUUUACAGCAGGUUGCAAAUCUGAACCCAAAGGAUAACUCUUACUCCUUGAAGGACUUCAUUUACCGCGAGGUUCAGAAAGACUGGCCCGGCUACUCAGAGGACGAGCGUGUUCAGUUGGACUGGAUUUUAGCUCGUAAACUAGGCCUGCCUGCAGAUUCACUGUCAUCCAGCAGUUCUCCAAAAGAACCAACAUCACCACAGAAGCGCCAGCCUCAGGGUGACUUUAUCGACCCUCUGAUGUCUAAGAAACCCCGGAUCUCCCACCUCAGCAGUCGAGGAGCGCCGAGCUCGUCAGAUCGCCGCCCGCCUACAGAAACCGAGGAGAAGAGACCAGCUCCUCCAGUGAACGCAGCCUGUCCGGGUCCUUCGUCCCAGCCCCCAGUGUCCCACCCUCCCUCUGGUUCCAACUCCAACUCACCCAGCACACCCGAGGGCCGCGGAACCCAGGACCUGCCCCUGGACCAGAGCUCCACAUGCGGGGAGGAGACCGAAUGCUACGCACCCCGCUCUCUCACUCCCAGCUCCAACUUUCUCCCACCCUCUGCCACAUCCCCAGCAGCCAACAGUAGCAAAAAGCCCAAAAAGAAGUCAAAGAAGCACAAAGACAAGGAGCGGGAAAGGAGAGGGGAGGGCGAGAUCGUUCGGCACAGGGAGGGCCAGGCUGAGAAGGAAGAAAGGCCGAAAAAAAGACACCGCACCGAGGCAGAAACACACACACUAUCUAAUGUGGAAAGCCCUUCAGGUGUAGAAUUGCACAAAGACAGAACAAGCAAACCUGAGCUUACUGAACUCUCCACCCCGGUUAUUCCUGAUUACAUAGCUAAAUACACUGCGGUGGUAUCUAUGGAUCAGCGGCAGCGCUACAAGGACGACUUUAACGGCGAGUACGACGAAUAUCGCACUCUUCACGCUCGUGUGGAGAACAUCACACGGCGUUUCACACAGCUAGACACUCAGUGCAGACGCCUGCUACCCGGAACCAAAGAGUACCAGGAGGUGCAUGAAGAGGUGCUUCAGGAAUACAAGAAAGUCAAACAACACAACCCGAAUUACCACGAAGAGAAGCAGCGCUGCGAAUACCUGCACAACAAGCUGGCCCACAUCAAGAGGCUCAUUGCUGACUUUGACCAGCGGAGGGCGCAGUCCUGGCGUUAAAGUGGUGGGACCCCAGCAGCCAAUCAGAGCUCUUCUCAGCCUAAAGACCACAACCAAUGGCAGCCAGGGGAUCAGACAGCCUGGAGGGUUUUUUUUUUUCUUCUUCUUCUUUCCCCUUCCCCCUUCUUUAUUCCGUAUACAUCCUUUCUGAUCUUUUUGCCUGUUCCCUCUUCCCCAUUUAUUAAGGCAACAUUUCAUAUUUUUUCCCCUGCUUCUUUCUUCUUCUUUCCUCCAUGCUGUUCCUUCUGACCACUGCCUUCACUGUUUAAGAAAGGAGAGCCACUCUUCCUGCUAGUGAUGUCAAGCAUGUCCAGGAGGAUAACUCUUCUUCGAUUUUAUUUUAUUAUUAUUAUUCUUUUCUUUUCUUUUCUUUUUUUUUUUGGACAGACUUCAAAAGGGGAGAAAAUGAAAGGACAAAAAAAAGAGAAUUUAAACAUUUUUCAAAGCAAAGAAAAUACUAUAUAUAUAGCUAUCUGUAUUUAAAAGAGAAAAAAAAGGAAGAUCUAUUUAUUUUGAACGGAAGGAGAAGAUUGAGUCCACGGAUGAUAUAAGGUUUAGUUUCUUUUCUGGAUGCAAACGCAUUGCCGGGGGCCUUACAAUAUACAGUGUCUACAUGACUUCCUAAAGCCUUUUGCACAGGGGCAGCUGAGCCAGUGCGUAUUUAAAAAAAAAUAAUAAUUAUGGGGGGGAAAAAUUUAAGUAGAGGGUAACUGGAGAUAGGGGAGCAUGGAGCCAGGAGCCAUAAGAUUCCCUUCGUCUCCGGACCCUGCCUUGAGCAGCAGCAGUAUUCUUGCUCACCGUGCAAAUGGUGCCUUAACGUGUUCGUUUACACAAAAGGAUGUGGAGUCCGACCGUGUUCCAGGGGCCCGGAGCAGAAGAAACGACUGUGAUCUAGUGACAAAGUUCAGACACACAUCCGUGGAAGGUGUGUGUGAUUUUUCUGUGCGUGUGUGUAGCGCGCUCACGUUCACGAGACAACGGAAAAUAGCGACAGCUCGUCAGUGUUUGUCUUUGAGAUGAUGUACGAGUGUGUGCAAGAGCGAUCAAUGUGUGCGCGUGUGUGUGUGAGAAGAGAGAGAGAGGGAAGUAUUUGUUUUUUCUUUAGUUUCAUGAGGGGAGGGUUGGGCUUGUGAGAGUAGGGGGUAGAAAUGUGGAUAAAAGAACAUAAAGGAGGAAAAAAAAUAGAAAAUGAAAACCAAAAAAGCUGCUAUGGCCUUUGAACCGCCUGAGCAUCGGUGAUCAACCUGGCUUAUGUUACAUGUUCUUAACUUUGAAUGAUAAGGACAGAGGAUGGCUUGUGUGUAUGUGCGUGUGUAUGCGUGCGCGCGUGUGUGUGUGUUCUUUCCACAGCACCAGACAAACACAAAACAGUGUUUUUUGUUUUUUUUUCCCCUAAAAAGAAGAGCAGAACUACCAGAGCCAUACCUAUAUUACAAUUUCAAAUGUAUUCUUAAUUAUUCCAUAAGUUUCAAAACGUAGUUAUUUAUAAGUAAUGACUAGCAUGCUGUUUUUGUUAAUCUUUUUUUUUUUUUUUUUUUUUUAAAUUCAGGAGAAAGAAUUUUUGCAAAUUUACUUUUGACAUUAAGCAAAUUAUGUUUGGUGAUCAGAUAUGAAGAGCUAGUCUUUAUUUUCAUGAAAUACAUUGGGGGAGAAAGAUGCUUAAGGUUUAAGGGACUCUUUGUUUACAAAACCUGUGUUCAAAUAUUUUUUUUGGGGGGGGAAUCGAUUGUUUUUGAUUAUUUGAAAUAAACUGCAUCUUCUCGAUAUAGCUUAUUUCUGUACGAUGACGCAGAAUGAGUUUCCUUAAAGAAAAAUACUAGCAUCACAGCUCACUUUGUUCCCUUCCUGUUUUUAUCGAAACAAUAAAGGAGGAAGAAAAUGUAGAAACAAUCUGAGGGGGAAAUGCAUGUGCCGCUUUUUUCUGUCGUACUGUCGGAUCUAACAAGGAUAUUUGAUCCCUACAGAUAUAUGCAAAGUCUUAGUAGAUACAGGAAACGAUCGCAAAGAGCCGGAUAUGGGUCACACUUUGCAAGUCAGCCCUGAAUGUAGUAUUUGUGAAUACCGUGGAGGAAUAAGGAGCAUUGAGGACAAUUUAAUGCACAAGAAGAGGAAAAAACAAUCCUGUUCAGUAUUUUUGCUCCGAUACAGUAUGGGCUGAAUAAGAGAAGGAAGGUUGCGUGGUCGAUUCACAUAACGCGUCCUUCACUCCUCCCCUUACCUUCUCCGUUUAUCCUGGACGCUCAUUCUUUCACUUGCAUUGAUGAUGGAAGACAAAGCCAAAUGCGUGCAUUGAUUAAUUAGCAGAGUUCAGCAGCUUUUUAUCUCCCAGGUUUUUCUUUCACCCACAAUCUUCAACUCCUUCAAUCUCUUUAGUCCCUAGCGUGCGUUUCUCCAAACGGUGUCCCUGCAGCGAACAUUGGCAACUCCACUUUUAGGUUUAUGCAGAAAGAUCAAAUUCUUUAAUACUCCAACUUGAAAAUCUGUUGCUUUUUUCGCAGAGACCAUUAAAAGUGUUUGACACUAACCAUUUAGCGAGGGAACGGAUACUAUGUGCUGGUUAAGGCGCAAAAAAAAGAAACAUGCAAAAAAAAGCUAAAUGUUGGGGGGGGGGUGAAAUCCCUCUUAUGGUAUAAAAGUAGGAUGGGGUUUACUGAGAGUGUUAUAUUUCCAACAUGUUCAUCUGAGAAAUGCAUUACAUGAGUUCAAUAAAAUGUGAACUUGGAAAAAGAAAAAAAA
Messenger RNA from Tachysurus fulvidraco (yellow catfish), 4904 nucleotides. RefSeq names its product elongation factor for RNA polymerase II 2 (gene ell2). The transcript has 12 exons. Gene Ontology annotation, cellular component: transcription elongation factor complex. The record is from RefSeq and is a predicted model, not a curated record. Gene Ontology annotation, biological process: transcription elongation by RNA polymerase II; positive regulation of transcription elongation by RNA polymerase II; snRNA transcription by RNA polymerase II. Gene Ontology annotation, molecular function: cis-regulatory region sequence-specific DNA binding. Lineage: Eukaryota; Metazoa; Chordata; Actinopteri; Siluriformes; Bagridae. The coding region runs from base 300 to 2168 and encodes 622 amino acids.